This is a messenger RNA of Dioscorea cayenensis subsp. rotundata (Guinea yam), 780 nucleotides long. RefSeq lists its product as uncharacterized. NCBI's taxonomy places the organism in Eukaryota, Viridiplantae, Streptophyta, Magnoliopsida, Dioscoreales, Dioscoreaceae. The transcript is spliced from 5 exons. The coding region runs from base 66 to 491 and encodes 141 amino acids. Gene Ontology annotation, molecular function: RNA binding. Gene Ontology annotation, cellular component: nucleus. The record is from RefSeq and is a predicted model, not a curated record.
AGAGAAAGAGAAAGAGAAAGAGAGAGAGAGAGAGAGGGAGAUCGAGAACGAAAGAAAGAGAGAGAAUGGAGACGAUGAUCGUGGCUGAGCCGGCGGUGAAGGAUCCUGGGACCAUCAGAGUGGCCCAGAAGAAGAACAGGAUCCAAGUCUCCACCAACAAGAAGCCUCUGUACUUCUACGUCAAUCUCGCUAAGAGGUACAUGCAGAACUACAAUGAGGUCGAGCUCUCUGCGCUUGGCAUGGCUAUUGGUACAGUUGUUACUGUUGCUGAGAUUCUGAAAAACAAUGGCCUGGCUACUGAGAAGAAGAUCCUGACAUCAACUGUUGGCACAACAGAUGGCAAUAAAGGCCGCACUGUCCGAAAAGCCAAGAUUGAGAUACUGCUGGGGAAGACAGAGAACCUGAAGGAGCGCAAGCCUGCUGACAGUACCGACUCUAACAAGGAAGAUGAAAGUGCUGAAAGUGCGGAAAGUGCUGAAAGUGCUGAUUGAGGAAUUGUGUAUUCCUCAAGUGUUCUGCCUGAAUUUUUCCAGGUUUCUGUUGUUGUUUGUAAAGCCAUUGUAGUGAAGAAUGCCAUUGUAGUCAGUGCAUCUGACAUGGCAACUGAUAGCAAACCAUAUAUGUUGUAGAAUGACUGCCUUGAUUCUUUGUUUCUUUUUGGUGUUUUCCUUUGUUGAUGAGAGAUCUGCAAACCUUCCUUACAGGUUGUUUCAAAACUUACAUUUUCAUUUCUUUAUAAUUCAAUUGGUUUGAACUGUUAUCUGAAUCAUUGUUCCUUUA